UUAAGCGCCUCAUUGUCCACUAGUAUAUAACAUGAGCAUAUACCUAGGUCAUUCUUGUUGAGAGAAAACCGUACCUUCCCAUACCAUACCUUUGCAAGAUGUACUGUGCUUUGGCUGUCGUCGUGUGUCUGAUUGGACAGAUAUGUUGUAUGACCACAAUACCUCCAUCUACUCACCAUCCUCAUCGUCCUCACGAAUCUAACGAGUUUGACCAAGCUUUGUUCUACUAUGACGCUCUGUCGCAUCAAAUGGUAAUGAAGCGAGGAGAUACCUGCUACAUUGAGAAGCUAAAGAUGUCCACACGACCACAGGUACACACAACAGACGGGAUUUUAAAACUCGAGAAUGAUUUGAUGGUUCUCGUAGCCAAGGGUAACCAUACACAGAUGUCCCAUGACGAUGUUUUAAAGUUAAGCAUCCACGUUGAACACAUGUGCGCAAGUCAGGACGUGUUCGUCGUGUCAAGACCUCAUCACCAUCACACUACAACAAUGAUGCCAAUUGGUUGAAUACAAUAAAAACAUAAUAUUCAA
Messenger RNA from Mizuhopecten yessoensis (Yesso scallop), 533 nucleotides. RefSeq lists its product as uncharacterized. Lineage: Eukaryota; Metazoa; Mollusca; Bivalvia; Pectinida; Pectinidae. The transcript is spliced from 4 exons. The record is from RefSeq and is a predicted model, not a curated record. The coding region runs from base 99 to 509 and encodes 136 amino acids.